UCCAUACACACAUUUUGCUUAUCAGGUGUUCCGCCAGACUUCAGAACCCUUCUGUGAAAGCUUGGCAAUAAACGAUUAUUUUCAUUUGGAUAUUUCUUAAAUGAGUGAUACAUCCGCGUCGAUAUCAGCAUUUGCCGCGUACUCGAAAAUGCGUCAAACACCGGAGACCCCGUUCUCGUCGAAACCGGCUAAAAAGCGUCACAGUUCCGCUGCACUCUCGAGUAAAAAGAAGCUGAGAAAACGUUCGGCGUCUGUGGGUGAUUUAACGCCAAAUGAAAAGGGAAAAAAGGCACAAAAAAUCUCCCGUCUUUUGAAAGAAAAGAAUGUGAAAAAUGCAACAUCUGGCGUGUCGAAGAAAUCAGCAGGCAAUUCAAAAACAACGGUGAAGAGAUUGUCCAAUGGGAUUGCUAAAUCAUCGCCAAAAUCAGCAACACCUAAUAGUAGAAGAUCCGUUUCGGGAAAAUCAAAAGCGGCAUUCCAAGUAGCGGUAGCCGAGAGUGAAGUUAGCCCCAAAUCAAGAAAUAAAACUCUCAGAUCUAGUGGUGACAAAACAGAACCAAAGGUUGUUGCAAAAAAAAUUGUCUCACCCGUUAAUUCUUCAACAAAGAAAAAAGCGACCAAAAAAUCUCCCGGCAAUGUCGCGAAGUCCAAGCCGGAAUCGGACUUUGAAAAAGCUAUGAGUGAUGUCGAUGAAUCAGAAUUACAGGAUACAGAGGAAACACCUUCUGGUUCGAUCGAUGAUGGAAAAAAGCUAUUCGAAUGGCUCAUUUCUCCACUUCAAUUGGAUGCCUUUUAUAAAACGAGCUGGGAGCUCGCCCCAUUGUAUAUAAAGAGAAGCACCCCGGGAUAUUACAAACAUCUUAUAUCCACACCUUUAAUAGACUCAAUCUUGCGAAACUACUACAUGCAAUUCACCAAGAAUGUCGAUGUGACUUCAUAUACGGAUGGACAAAGAGAAACGCACAAUCCUGUUGGUCGUGCAUUGCCAAGUGUUGUCUGGGAUUACUAUGCGAAUGGUUGUUCAGUCAGGCUGUUGAAUCCCCAAACUUUCAUACCCAAAUUACAUGUAUUGAAUGCCACACUCCAGGAAUACUUCGGAUGCUUCGUUGGGGCAAACGCUUAUUUGACACCACCGAAUACGCAGGGAUUUGCACCGCAUUACGAUGAUAUCGAAGCGUUUAUACUGCAAAUAGAGGGUAAAAAGAGAUGGCGUCUAUACAAACCGAGGAGCGAGGAUGAAUAUUUACCAAGAUUGUCCUCUGAUGAUUUCGAUCAAUCAGAAAUCGGAGAUCCGAUAAUGGAUAUAGUCUUGGAAACUGGUGACUUACUUUACUUUCCAAGAGGCACUAUACAUCAGGGUGAAACUAUCGAUGAUACUCAUAGUUUGCAUGUAACCUUGAGUGUCUAUCAGAGGAAUAGCUGGGGCGACUUUUUCGACAAGCUUAUCCCAGUGACACUGGAAAAAGCUAUUGCAACAGAUGUUGAAUUCCGCGAAGGCUUGCCGCUGGAUUAUCUUCAGCACGUAGGUUUGGCGCAUGUGGAUAAGGACACUAUUGACAGGACUAAGUUUAUACGAAGAACACAGUAUCUUUUAUCCAAACUAGUCCAAUACAUAGACGUUGACAGAGCUGCUGACGAAAUGGCUAAGAAGCAUAUCCACGAUUUCCUUCCGCCAGUGCUAACAGAAGAAGAAAAAGCGUGUUCGAUAUAUGAGGAUGGAGAGAGAAUGACAAAGGGUGGUAUCGUGGUGAACAGAAUUGAGGUAGAACCUGACACGAAAAUAAGAUUGGCCCGAGCAUAUUGCAUAAGAUUGCUGCAAGAAGAGGACGGACUCAAAGUUUAUUAUUCUACCGAGAAUUCGAAGGAAUAUCGUGAGUUGGAUCCACAGUUCUUGGAGGUAUCGCUAGAACAUGCUCCUGCUAUAGAAGAAAUCAUUCGACAGUAUCCAAAUUAUAUCAAAAUCGAGGAUUUACCUCUGGACGAUGACGACAGCAAGAUCCAAGUGGUGAGGGAUCUUUGGGAGAGAGGCAUUCUCGUCACGGACCAACCAUUGCCUGUCCUGGAAUAGUGAGCGGUAAUUUACGAGGGGGUGACUUGACCUCCCAAAUAAAAUAAGAGAAAUCAGUGACUUUAAUGGUAAACUUGUAAAAUAAAGCACAAAGGUGCAUUUAAUUUCUUAAAAUAAAAGAAAUCAACUUGUAUUGACAAAUCUUAUAACCGACGAUGAUUGGUCUAGGCUGAACAAUGAACUUGGAAUUUUCCGUGCAAUAGAAAGCACACGAUUGAAUUUAAAAAAGAAUGUAACUUUCA
Molecule: messenger RNA, 2310 nt
Organism: Diprion similis
Lineage: Eukaryota; Metazoa; Arthropoda; Insecta; Hymenoptera; Diprionidae
Gene: NO66
Product: ribosomal oxygenase 1
Exons: 8
Coding region: 101-2068 (655 amino acids)
Cellular component (GO): nucleolus
Molecular function (GO): histone H3K36 demethylase activity; histone H3K4 demethylase activity
Source: RefSeq, a predicted model, not a curated record